GUAGAAAUGAAAUAUUUGCCAUGCAGCCUGCACCCAUUCAGGUAUCGUACAUAGGGUUUCCAGGAACAACAGGAGCCACUUACAUAGAUUAUUUAGUGACCGAUGAGUUUGUUUCACCUUUACGUUAUGCAAAUAUUUACUCUGAGAAGAUCGUUCACCUCCCACACUGUUACUUUGUUAAUGAUUAUAAGCAGAAAAAUUUGGAUGUGUUGGAUUCAAACUGCCAGCAUAAACGUUCAUAUUAUGGGUUACCUGAAGGGAAAUUCAUUUUUGCUUGCUUUAAUCAGUUGUACAAAAUGGAUCUAGAGAUCUUCUAA
Messenger RNA from Cucumis melo (muskmelon), 317 nucleotides. Its product is annotated as probable UDP-N-acetylglucosamine--peptide N-acetylglucosaminyltransferase SEC. Gene Ontology annotation, molecular function: glycosyltransferase activity. The transcript is spliced from 3 exons. Gene Ontology annotation, biological process: protein O-linked glycosylation. The record is from RefSeq and is a predicted model, not a curated record. NCBI's taxonomy places the organism in Eukaryota, Viridiplantae, Streptophyta, Magnoliopsida, Cucurbitales, Cucurbitaceae. Bases 21 to 317 code for a protein of 98 amino acids.